Mauremys mutica (yellowpond turtle) is the source of this 4558-nucleotide messenger RNA. RefSeq names its product phospholipase C like 2 (gene PLCL2). Lineage: Eukaryota; Metazoa; Chordata; Testudines; Geoemydidae. The record is from RefSeq and is a predicted model, not a curated record. The transcript is spliced from 7 exons. Gene Ontology annotation, molecular function: inositol 1,4,5 trisphosphate binding; phosphatidylinositol-4,5-bisphosphate phospholipase C activity; GABA receptor binding. Gene Ontology annotation, biological process: regulation of synaptic transmission, GABAergic; intracellular signal transduction; lipid metabolic process. The coding region runs from base 441 to 3815 and encodes 1124 amino acids.
AACUAACGUGUUCAACGCUCCGGGGGCCGGGGGGCGGCAGGGCGAGGAGGCGGGUCUGGUGUUACUGAAUAGUGUCUGCUGCCUCGGGCUCCUGGUGUGAGCUGGGCUCUGUCUUUGUGUCGGGUCUUUUUGGUCGUGUGAGGGGGACACUUUUCUCCUAAGCCCGCCCCUCAGCCGGGGCCGUAUUAUUUGGGCUUCUCGUUUCCCCCUGUGCUGAAAAGGAGGGCUGCAGCAGCUCCCAGAAGCAGGCUCGAGGACAUUUCCCCCUCACCCCUACAGCAGCUUUACAAUUUCAGCUGCCAGAUCUGUGGAGGAGAGAGACUUUCGCACAACCCCCCCUUCCCAAUCUUAAAUAUACAAAAAGCGGAAGAAGAGCCAGCAGCCGGGGAAGGGGGUGGAGGGGAACGGCAAUAUUGUUGCAGCUAUAGUGGCAGAGGCUGAUGGCGGAGUUUGGCAGCAGGGGUGCUGCCACUGGUAGCACCAGGGGCGGGGGCCUUCCCUCGUCCCCGGGUCCUGUCCAGGGGAAGGUGGCUUUCAAGGCAGGAGACGGGGAAGGAGGAGGAGGCGGCGGCGGCGGCGGUGGUAGAUCCUGUGUUGACAGUGCAGGCGGCGGGGUCUCCAAUGGGGACUGCGCUCUGGCCGGAGACGAGACAGGAUCAGCCCAGCUCGGCAGCCCCGGCAGCAAAGCGAGAGGAUGUUCCACCGUGCAGCAGAGGGAAAGCAAAUCCGGCAUCCCCCGGAGGAGCAGUAUCAUCAAGGAUGGUACAAAACAAAAGAGAGAACGGAAGAAGACUGUGUCAUUUAGCAGCAUGCCGACUGAGAAGAAGAUCAGUAGUGCAAGUGACUGUAUUAAUGCAAUGGUUGAAGGCUCUGAGCUCAGAAAGUUUCGGUCCAACUCGAGAGUAUAUCACCGGUACUUUCUUUUAGAUGCAGAUAUGCAGUCCCUGCGUUGGGAACCUUCAAAGAAGGAUUCAGAAAAAGCAAAGAUUGAUAUUAAAUCAGUCAAAGAAGUGAGAACAGGAAAAAAUACAGAUAUAUUCCGCAGCAAUGGAAUUUAUGAUCAGAUAUCAGAAGACUGUGCAUUUUCAAUUAUUUAUGGAGAUAACUAUGAGUCUCUAGAUCUCGUUGCUAACUCAGCAGAUGUUGCAAACAUUUGGGUUACUGGGCUAAGAUACCUAAUUUCUUAUGGAAAACAUACACUAGAUAUGAUAGAAAGUAGCCAAGAUAAUAUGCGGACUUCAUGGGUUUCACAAAUGUUCAGUGAAACUGAUGUAGAUAAUUUUGGACAUAUAGCCCUUUAUAAAGCUGUUCAAUUUAUAAAAAAAUUAAAUCCGGGUUUAAAAACAAGUAAAAUUGAGCUGAAGUUCAAAGAGUUACAUAGAUCCAAGGACAAAACUGGUACUGAAGUCACAAAGGAAGAAUUUAUUGAAGUUUUCCAUGAACUUUGUACCCGACCUGAGAUCUACUUCUUAUUGGUUCAGUUUUCCAGCAAUAAAGAAUUCCUAGAUACCAAGGACCUUAUGAUGUUUUUAGAAGCAGAACAGGGAAUGGCACAUGUCACAGAAGAAAUAAGUCUUGAAAUUAUUCACAAAUAUGAACCAUCAAAAGAGGGCCAGGAAAAGGGCUGGCUCUCAAUAGAUGGUUUUACUAAUUAUCUUACUUCACCUGACUGUCAUAUAUUUGAUCCAGAGCAUAAAAAGGUUUGUCAGGAUAUGAAACAACCUUUAUCCCAUUAUUUCAUAAACUCAUCUCACAAUACAUACUUGAUAGAGGACCAGUUCCGAGGUCCAUCUGAUAUCACAGGAUAUAUUCGUGCUCUUAAAAUGGGUUGCCGAAGUGUUGAAUUGGAUGUAUGGGAUGGUCCAGAUAAUGAGCCUGUAAUUUAUACAGGACAUACAAUGACAUCACAGAUAGUCUUCCGCAGUGUAAUUGACAUUAUUAACAAGUAUGCAUUUUUUGCUUCAGAAUACCCUCUUAUUCUGUGUUUAGAAAAUCAUUGUUCUAUUAAGCAGCAGAAAGUUAUGGUUCAACACAUGAAGAAAAUUUUGGGUGACAAGCUACACACACAGUCUCCAAACAUAGAAGAGUCUUAUCUUCCCUCACCUGACUCACUUAAAGGGAAAAUACUAAUUAAAGCAAAGAAGCUUUCCUCUAAUUGCUCUGGGCUAGAGGGAGAUGUUACAGAUGAAGAUGAAGGAGCAGAAAUGUCACAAAGAGUAGGGAAAGAGGGUGCAGAACAACAGAACACUGUGAUAGUGAAACGAUUUCAGCUUUGCAAAGAGCUUUCCGAAUUGGUAAGCAUAUGUAAAUCAGUUCAGUUCAAAGAGUUUCAAGUCUCAUUUCAGCUCCAGAAAUACUGGGAAGUUUGUUCAUUUAAUGAAGUGCUUGCUAGCAAGUAUGCCAAUGAAAAUCCAGGAGACUUUGUAAAUUACAACAAACGUUUUCUUGCCAGGGUUUUUCCUAGCCCUAUGAGGAUUGACUCUAGUAAUAUGAAUCCCCAGGAUUUUUGGAAGUGUGGCUGUCAGAUAGUAGCCAUGAACUUUCAGACACCUGGCUUAAUGAUGGACCUUAACAUUGGUUGGUUUCGACAAAAUGGGAAUUGUGGUUAUGUCCUUCGUCCUGCCAUCAUGCGAGAGGAAGUAUCCUUCUUCAGUGCAAAUACAAAAGAUACUGUGCCUGGAGUUUCACCUCAGCUUCUUCAUGUUAAAAUUAUUAGUGGGCAAAACUUUCCUAAACCCAAAGGGUCCGGUGCCAAAGGUGAUGUUGUAGAUCCUUAUGUAUAUGUAGAAAUUCAUGGAAUCCCAGCAGACUGUGCAGAAAAAAGGACAAAAACUGUCCAUCAAAAUGGAGACAAUCCAAUUUUUGAUGAAAGUUUUGAAUUUCAAAUUAAUCUUCCUGAACUCGCUGUCAUGCGUUUUGUAGUACUAGAUGAUGAUUACAUUGGGGAUGAAUUUAUUGGGCAGUACACUAUUCCCUUUGAGUGUUUACAGACAGGCUAUCGGCAUGUUCCACUGCAGUCUUUAACUGGAGAAAUUUUAGCACAUGCUUUCUUGUUUGUACAUGUUGCUAUUACUAAUCGAAGGGGUGGUGGGAAACCUCAUAAACGUGGCCUCUCAGUGAGGAAAGGAAAGAAAUCCAGGGAAUAUGCCUCUAUGAGAACAUUAUGGAUUAAAACCAUAGAUGAAGUAUUCAAGAAUGCUCUCCAGCCCAUACGGGAUGCCACGGAUCUGAGAGAAAAUAUGCAGAAUGCAGUAGUUUCAUUCAAAGAAUUAUGUGGCCUUUCUCCUGUAGCAAAUCUUAUGCAGUGUAUUCUGGCAGUGUCUACCCGCUUGGUCGGACCUGAUAGUACACCCUUGGUACUACUGAAUCUCAGUGAUCAGUAUCCCACUAUGGAGAUCCAAGGGACUGUUCCAGAGGUCUUGAAAAAGAUUGUAACUGCAUAUGACAUGAUGAUUCAGACCAUCAAGACUCUGAUUGAAACCGCAAAUAGUGUAUAUGAGAAGAUAGUACAGUGUCAGAGGGCAGCAAUGGAGUUCCAUGAAAACCUGCACAAUAUAGGAGCAAAGGAAGGUUUAAAAGAAAGGAAACUACAGAAAGCAGUAGAGAGUUUUACCUGGAAUAUUACAAUUUUAAAGGGACAAGCUGAUCUUCUAAAAUAUGCUAAAAAUGAGACAUUGGAGAAUCUGAAACAAAUCCAUUAUGCUGCUCUUUCAUGUGGACUCAAUAAACCAGGCACUGAAAAUGCAGACGUCUCAAAGCCCCGUCGAAGCCUGGAGGCCAUACCUGAAAAGUCAAGUGAUGAAAUUGGAGAAUGAGGGAAUUUUCUGCUCAUAAUUCUGGAGUUUAUAACUCUGCAACCAAUUGUAGCUGCACAGGACAUUUGCUUUGCACUUAAUAUUGAAAACUAUAUUUGGAGUUUUUAAAGCACAACUGGAAAAGCUAAUUACAAUCUAUUAAAACUGUGAACGUACUUUGCAAUUCUGCGUGUGACGGCAAUGAAAUUGUUUAACAUGGAAAUUAUCUUGCUGGCCAAAAUGUAUAUGUGUAAAAUAUAUCAUAAUUCAGUAAAGUGUGCUGAAAAGGGAAGAUGGAUUCAUAGAUGGACUGUGACUGUGCUUGAUUUUCAAAAUAAUUAGGUGUGCAAUUCCUUGAUUUUUGUGCAAAAUUCAGUAAUUGUUUGUAAUACAUGGGUAUGCAAUUGUGCACCUAACUUAUGAAAAUCAGGUCAAUAAAAUGAAUUACACAUUCCCUAAAAAAUGUGGAUUUUAUUUUAGACACUUGAGGGUAUUUGGGUUUGAAGGGGAAUAUUUUUUUUCUUGUUGAGCCAUAAGUAAAAAGGAGAAUGUAACUAGACGGUGCUCACUGACACUUCAGUGCACUAUAGGAGAGCCAUUGUGUGAAAGGAAAAUGUGCAAUCAGUCUGAUAUAGCCUAGGCCUAAAGACGAUACAUACCUAUGAACUUCAGCAAAUGUGUACAGCUAAUGUAAAAGUGACCAAAAUGCGAGUAAAGUGUUAUAAAUAAUUUUUCAUUCUGUGAAGUGAAGUGUUCACAUUAAA